Suricata suricatta (meerkat) is the source of this 1347-nucleotide messenger RNA. It is a transcript of the gene IL23A, whose product is annotated as interleukin 23 subunit alpha. The transcript is spliced from 4 exons. Gene Ontology annotation, cellular component: interleukin-23 complex; extracellular region. The record is from RefSeq and is a predicted model, not a curated record. Gene Ontology annotation, molecular function: cytokine activity. Bases 461 to 1045 code for a protein of 194 amino acids. Gene Ontology annotation, biological process: positive regulation of T cell proliferation; positive regulation of T-helper 17 cell lineage commitment; immune response. Lineage: Eukaryota; Metazoa; Chordata; Mammalia; Carnivora; Herpestidae.
GAAAAGUUCAACAGGAAGAAACUUGAGACUAGAUUCAUUUAAAUAUUCAUUCCUCCAACCCUCACCCCCUCUACAGCCAUUUCGAUUCAUGGAGAGGAUUACACAUAUGCCCCAUCUCAGGCCUCCAGCCACAGCAACCACACAGUUCCCUUGGAACUGAGGCUGCAUACCUGGGCUCUCCACAGAGGGGGAUGAUGCAGGGAGGGGAAUCCCACCUGCUGUGAGUCACCUGCUGUAUAAAGGGCGGGCCUUACAAUGCUAGGACCUUAAAAAGAGACUCAGAGACACGGAGAAAAACAGCAGGAAGCAGCUCAGAAACUCCGUGAACAACAGAAGGAACAAAACCAGAGACACACAGAACGCAGAGCAUCAGGCUCCAGAGCAAAGGGAAGUGGGCAGAGAUUCCACAGGGACUGGCGUGAGUCACAGAACCAGCCAGACUUGAGAAGCAGGCAACAAAAUGCUGGGGAGCAGGGCUAUGAUGCUCCUGCUGUUGCUGCUGCCACUGCUGCCCUGGACUGCUCAGACCCGGGCUGUGCCUGAGGGCAGUAGCCCUGCCUGGGCUCUGGGCCAGCAGCUCUCACAGAAGCUCUGCACACUGGCCUGGAGUGCACAUCCUCCAAUGGGACACACAGACCUACCAAGAGAACAGGGAGAUGACGAGACUACAGACGAUGUCCCCCACAUCCAGUGUGAGGAUGGCUGUGAUCCCCAAGGACUCAGAGACAACAGUCAGUUCUGCUUACAAAGGAUCCACCAGGGCUUGGUUUUUUAUGAGAAGCUGCUGGGCUCGGACAUUUUCACAGGGGAGCCUUCUCUACUCCCUGAUGGCCCAGUGGGCCAGCUUCACGCCUCCCUCCUGGGCCUUAGGCAACUCUUGCAGCCUGAGGGUCACCACUGGGAGACUGAGCAAACUCCAAGCCCCAGUCCCAGCCAGCCAUGGCAGCGCCUCCUUCUCCGCUUCAAGAUCCUCCGUAGCCUUCAGGCCUUUGUGGCUGUAGCUGCCAGGGUCUUUGCCCAUGGAGCAGCAACUCUGAGCCCCUAAAGCCAGAAGCUUAAGCAUGGCACCCAGAUCUCCAUGGCUCAGCAGUGCAAAAAUGAAUCAGCCCAGGAACCUGUGAGCCAACAAGUUUAUUAGUCCAUUAAUUCUAAUGGGACUUGCAAAUGUUGAAGAAUUACCAACACUGACUAAUUUAUGAUGCUGACCUAGGACAGAGUUGAGUAUUUAUUAACUAGUAAGGGAAAACAAGAUUAUUUAUCCUCACGGCAGCAGUUUGGGGAGAAUUAUUUAUUAUAUUUAUACUGAAUUAUGUACUUUUUUCAAUAAAGGCUUAUUUAUGUGAAUAA